This is a messenger RNA of Drosophila teissieri, 890 nucleotides long. It is a transcript of the gene ppl, whose product is annotated as glycine cleavage system H protein, mitochondrial. The coding region runs from base 219 to 716 and encodes 165 amino acids. Gene Ontology annotation, biological process: protein lipoylation; glycine decarboxylation via glycine cleavage system. NCBI's taxonomy places the organism in Eukaryota, Metazoa, Arthropoda, Insecta, Diptera, Drosophilidae. Gene Ontology annotation, cellular component: glycine cleavage complex; cytoplasm; mitochondrion. The transcript has 3 exons. The record is from RefSeq and is a predicted model, not a curated record.
CUUUUUGAAGAGGCCGCUGUUUGCUCGGGUCAAUAAAAGUUCACAAAUUAUAUUCUGGCUUGUGAUAAGCCGGGCAGUAUUCAACUUUCAUCUCGAUUGUCGGGCAUUAAACGUAGCGUGUGCGUUUUCAAAUCCGAUCAUUUGUCACCGAAACACCCCCGGGAACAGUUGGAAAAUUCAUCUCGCCAACGGUUGGCUUUGUUUUUGACUUGAAAAACAUGGUUUUCAUUACGAAAUUUGCAAGGAUUGGGCUGCAGGCCGCCCGCCAGGUAAGUGCCACGCCCCUUGGCGGCGUCCAGGCCCGCGCCUUUCACCUGACAAGCCUCCUCGCCAAAGAACGCCGAUACACAAACAAACACGAGUGGGUGGAGGUGGUAUCGGGCAGCAAUGCCAUAAUUGGCAUCUCCAGUUACGCCCAGGAGGCUCUCGGGGAUGUGGUGUUCGCUCAGCUCCCAGAACCCGGCACGGAACUCAAACAGGAUGACGAAUGUGGAGCCCUGGAGAGCGUUAAAGCGGCCAGCGAGGUGUAUUCACCAGUUAGCGGCAAGGUGAUCGAAAAGAAUGCUCAGGUGGAGGACACACCGGCCCUGGUAAACAGUAGUUGCUAUGAGAAGGGCUGGCUCUUCAAGGUAGACCUGAAGGAUCCCAAGGAACUCGAAGCCCUCAUGACCGAGGAUCAGUACAAAGCCUUUCUGAGCAGCAGUGGUGAUCACUAGAACUAACAGCUAAUCCUAACCCCAAAGCAUCUUUGCUGUAGCCUUUAAAACGAGUAAACUAGCAUUUGUUAUCAGCUGAAAAACGCUACACUCAUACCCAAAAACUCAUCGUCAUACACAUGUUGUUGUAGCUCUUGAAAUUUGUUACGAAUAAGAAUCAACAGUAAAUCCAAA